AUGGGCAACCAAGCCUCAACACUAGCUCGUCCUCUCGACGCUGCUGACUCUAUUCGCGCCCAUCUUUCUGCUGGGACAUCUCGCCCUCAGGGCACCGCCGGCACACGCGCUCAGGACACUGUUGGUGCGCCCCCUCACGAUGGGACUCGCCAUCCAAGCCCGCAAGAAACCGCUUCGAGUUACCGACCUGGACCACAGGCAAUUGCCCUUCCAGCUGCUUUGCAACCACCAUCAGGCCCACCCCAAAGCCAACAACACUCUCGGUCUUGCUCACCUCCCCGCUCGGACGCAAUCGCGGUCCCGUCAUCAUCCGACCUAAUCAGUGCCUCCCCAACAAACCAGUCGGAUCACGAAACCAACCCAUCACUCCGCUCCUUCUGGCGAUCCUUGCCUCCAAAUCACCUCACCCGCCGCAUUUUUCCAAAACCCGAACCAGAGAGACCACCCGACACGGAUGAAUUCGACCCCUCCCACCCCCCCUCCCCAAAACCCUUCAACCCCGACUGCCUAGGCCACCAAGUCGGAAUCUACUCCGCCCAGACCCGCGCUCUGGGUGACGCCCUCGAUCUCAUCUACGAGGACUUGGACGCCCACGGGGAGACGGUUGACACGCUGGCGAAGAACCUGGGUGAGUACCAACGUGCGUUGGCGACACUGCUCGCGACUCCCGUCACGGCUGAGAGCUCCCCCCGUGCAAGGGCGAGGGCGUCGAAAGCACAGAGGUGCGGGCGGAAGUGCUUUGAGACCAUCAUCGCCGGUAUUCAAGAGCGGCUCUCGCGCCUUCCGCCGUUGGGGGAGAUCAUUAGGGAGGAGCUUAAUUCUACUCUGAGGGAGUCGCUAGAGCAGGAUUCUGACGCUGCUGGGAGGUAUCGGAGGGCUCAUCUCCAACGCCGGAAAGAGGAGGCGGACCGGGAAGGGGAAAAGCUCGCCAAGGAGAGGCUUUUCACCCCAAUGAUGGCGAUGGAUCUUUCUUCCAGGUCGAGAUGGAAGAGCACGAAGCUGCCCGACCAAAACGAGGAGCUUCAAGACAAGAUGAUGGCUCAGCAAACCGAAUUUUUGCGCUGGAAGAAGGAUAAUCCCGGGGUUGACCUGCCGGAGGACUAUUUGAUGAGCCCGCCGCCCAGAUGGUGGGGGGCUUUUCUGAAGAGGGGCGCUUGGAACAAGGGAGGGGAGCUUCUGAGGGAGGAGCUCAGGUUUGAGAUGUUUGGGCGGGAGAUCAAGAAGAUGCAGGAGAGGGUUGAGUUGGACGAGUUGUUGACAAGGGAGACGAGGGGGGUUGCCAAGAGGAGGGGGGAGGUUUGGAGGUUGAGGGGGGAGGUGAGGAGGGCUAUGGAGGAUGCGGGGUAUGGGAGGGAUAAGUUUGAUUGGGGGACGAUUUUGGGGUUGGAAAAGGGCGAGGAGGAAGUGGUGGAUGAUGGUGAGAGGAAGAGUUGGAGGAGUUUGUUGGGGAGUUGGGAAAGGUUAUGCCUGAUUAGAGAGGGGCGGGGGGAAUAG
Messenger RNA from Podospora pseudocomata, 1494 nucleotides. RefSeq lists its product as uncharacterized. Bases 1 to 1494 code for a protein of 497 amino acids. The transcript has a single exon. NCBI's taxonomy places the organism in Eukaryota, Fungi, Ascomycota, Sordariomycetes, Sordariales, Podosporaceae. The record is from RefSeq and is a predicted model, not a curated record.